AUGCUGGCGCUGGGGCAGAUGGACGGCGCGCCCCGGCCGGGCGCCUUCCUGCUGGGCAGCCCGCCGCUGGCCGCCCUGCACAGCAUGGCCGAGAUGAAGGCGCCGCUGUACCCCGCGUACCCCCUGCCCGCCGGGCCCGCCUCCUCCUCCUCCGCCUCCGCCUCGCCCGCCUCCGCCUCGCCCUCGCCGCCGCUCGGCUCCCCCGGCCUCAAGGCACCCGCCGCCGCCGCCGCCGCCGCCGCCGCGGGCGGGCUCUCGGCGCUGGGCUCGGCCCCGCCGCAGCUCUCGGCCGCCACCCCGCACGGCAUCAACGACAUCCUCAGCCGGCCCUCCAUGCCGCUGCCGGCCGCCGCGCUCGCCUCCGCCUCGCCCUCCGCCUCCUCGGCGGCCCCCGCCGGGCUGCUGGCCGGGCUGCCCCGCUUCGGCAGCCUCAGCCCCCCGCCGCCGCCGCCGCCCGCCCUCUACUUCAGCCCCGGCGCCGCCGCUGCCGCCGCCGCCGUGGCCGCCGGGCGCUACCCCAAGCCGCUGGCCGAGCUGCCGGGCCGGACGCCCAUCUUCUGGCCGGGGGUGAUGCAGAGCCCGCCCUGGAGGGACGCCCGCCUCGCCUGCGCCCCCCAUCAAGGCUCAAUUUUGCUGGAUAAGGACGGGAAGAGAAAGCAUACCAGACCCACUUUUUCUGGCCAGCAGAUUUUCGCCCUGGAAAAGACUUUCGAGCAGACGAAAUACCUGGCGGGCCCGGAGCGAGCCCGGCUGGCCUAUUCCUUGGGGAUGACGGAGAGCCAAGUCAAGGUCUGGUUCCAGAACCGCCGGACCAAGUGGCGAAAGAAACACGCGGCGGAGAUGGCGACGGCGAAGAAGAAGCAGGACUCGGAGACGGAGCGGCUGAAGGGAACCUCGGAGAACGAGGAGGAGGACGACGACUACAACAAGCCCCUGGACCCCAACUCGGAUGACGAGAAGAUCACGCAGCUGCUGAAGAAACACAAGCCGGGGGGGGGGGGGCUCCUGCUGCACCCCCCCGAGGGGGAGGCCUCCGCCUAG
Molecule: messenger RNA, 1041 nt
Organism: Gavia stellata (red-throated loon)
Lineage: Eukaryota; Metazoa; Chordata; Aves; Gaviiformes; Gaviidae
Gene: NKX6-1
Product: NK6 homeobox 1
Biological process (GO): cell differentiation; regulation of transcription by RNA polymerase II
Cellular component (GO): nucleus
Molecular function (GO): DNA-binding transcription factor activity, RNA polymerase II-specific; RNA polymerase II cis-regulatory region sequence-specific DNA binding
Source: RefSeq, a predicted model, not a curated record